CUCUUCAGCGACAGUUUGCGUUCGACAAUGGUCAAGUGAGGAUGUGAUUAGACGCCCCGAUGACGUAAAAAAAAAGGCGGAAAAAUGUUAAACAAAAUGAAAAAAGUGACUCCGAUAUCGCUUUUUAGAGUGGAAAUCACCCUGUGUAUAGUGUUAAGUGCCAUAUCCGUGACAAAAUCCCAGUUUCGUAACGACCAGGACCAAGAAUACUAUCGCUACAACAGAGAUUACCCAGGAUACACGACCCCGCACUCUGUCCGCUCGCAAUACAACAGCGGCGACACCUACUACGGCACAGACCGUCGAUACGACACCCGCUUCGACGACCCAACUCGAGUUCGGGGCUUCGACAAUCGCUACCAAAGGGCAGAGGCUUCGUGA
This is a messenger RNA of Penaeus monodon (black tiger shrimp), 381 nucleotides long. RefSeq lists its product as uncharacterized. The record is from RefSeq and is a predicted model, not a curated record. NCBI's taxonomy places the organism in Eukaryota, Metazoa, Arthropoda, Malacostraca, Decapoda, Penaeidae. The transcript has a single exon. Bases 85 to 381 code for a protein of 98 amino acids.